Messenger RNA from Onychostoma macrolepis, 3140 nucleotides. It is a transcript of the gene fastkd4, whose product is annotated as transforming growth factor beta regulator 4. The record is from RefSeq and is a predicted model, not a curated record. Gene Ontology annotation, biological process: mitochondrial RNA processing; regulation of mitochondrial mRNA stability. Lineage: Eukaryota; Metazoa; Chordata; Actinopteri; Cypriniformes; Cyprinidae. Gene Ontology annotation, cellular component: ribonucleoprotein granule; mitochondrial matrix. The transcript is spliced from 12 exons. The coding region runs from base 233 to 2125 and encodes 630 amino acids. Gene Ontology annotation, molecular function: RNA binding.
GUGGUGACAGCGUAGUCCAGUUCAGUUUCGCUAAAACGUGUUUAUUUAACUGUAUUAGUGUUUAGUGGGUUGCCUAAAAAUCUUGACAAUUUCGUAAGCUUAUUGCGGCGCCUGCCCAAAUCGGCAAGGUCAGAAUAGACUUUAACCCAUGACAGACAGCCAGGUGCUCAGAAAGGAAUGUGGGUGCAAAUGACUUGACUGGUUGUUGAAUACAGGAAGUGCCCUUUUCAAAAUGACCACCAGGCUGCUGUGCAGAUGGGUGCGAUUAUUUCCUCGCUGCUCUCAGACUGCCACAGCCUCAGCCCGACUACAGACCUCCACAGUCCACCAGACAGAGCCAGUGUGCCUGAUGUCCCUGUCUUGGUCCCAACCUUCUGCUAGGCACCUCUGUCAGGGCAAUGAACUGGCUAGGAUGGAGGAGACGGCAUUUCCGUAUGACCAAACGCAACUAGUCCAACUUGUUGAUAAGGCAUCCACCCCAGAGGAAGUGCUUCAGUUGUGGGCAGAGCACGGCGGAUCUGCCAAUGAUGCUGCCAAGUGUCUGGUCCAGCUGAACCUGCGGGUCAUGGAGAAGGGUGGCGAAGGAAUCCUACAGGAUCCGCGCUGCAAGAGCAUGCUGGACACUGUAAAAUCUCAGGUGUCCUCAUUGUGGAAUGGAUCUCUUGUGAGUCUUCUGCGUACUCUCACUAUGUUGGGUCUCCCUUCUGAUGCCCCUCUACUCCGCUCCAUCCAGAAUGAAGUGCUCUGGCGGAUACGGCGCCUCUCCUACCGUCAGCUGGCCUACCUGGUGGACUGGGUAGCCUUUCAGCGAAGACGAGGGUAUGAAAAUGAAGCACUUACCACAGCCCUGCUGAAACAACUGGAGCUGCGCUGGACAGAGCUGUGUGACAGUCGCACCAUCAGCAUUUUCAUGGGCCACGCUUCCCUUUUCACCCCCUCUCUUAUGGACAAACUGGAGGACAAAGCUCUGGAGUUGGCAGAGAGCUUCAGCGCAGAGGAUAUCCGGAAGGUGGCAUUUGCACUGGCCUCUCAAAACAGACGGGCUGUUCCUUUGUUACGAGCCCUCUCAUACCACCUCAAUCAGAAACCCUCUUUUGAACUGAAAACACCAUUGCUGCUUGACAUUGCAUACACUUAUGGUAAGCUGAAUUUUCAUCAGACACAAGUGCUCCAGAGAAUUGCGGCGGAGCUAUUGCCUAGGUUGUCAGAACUGAGUUCCCUCGACGUAACCCGUUGUGCCAAGUCUCUAGCUUUUCUCAAGUGGCUCCACUUGCCUCUAUUUGAAGGUUUUGCUCAGCACUAUGUGAGUAAUAGUAAAAAUUACAGCACUCUGCAGGUGUGUAAUCUCCUCAUAUCUUUUGCCAAACUUAACUUCCAACUCGGCAAAGGAGAGGAGUUUUACCAAAAGGUACACAAAGCUUUGGAAAAUUCCUUUCAGAAUUUAGAGCCUUUCCUGAAAACAGACGUGGUCUGGUCGCUGUGUGUACUGAACCAGGCCAAUCCUGACUACAUCUCCUCUGUUAUAAAGUAUGACUUUCAGAAGAAACUCACAGGUGGCAUUGUGGAUCGGACUGAGAGCUAUCGGCUGAAAUUGCUGAAUAUCUCUGCCUUUGCUCAGUUGGAGCCUCUAGGAAUCACUAUUGAAUCCCCCGCUGUGCUGCUGCUAGCUCCCCGGAGCAAAGUGGAGGUCUGCACCCCUCUGCAGAGCAGCAUACACACAGCCCUCCAGAGCCUGACCAACGGCCGGACACAGGCCCUCCGCACUACUGUCAAAACCAUAUACGGCUGGACAAUAGAUGGAGAACUUGUGGUAGAUUCAGAAAAUAAACCUAUUAAUUUGGAGAACUUACAAGCCCCUCAUUUACCUGGAGGCGGUGGACGUGAUGCCUUACCUGCAGGUGCUCGACGAAUAGCAUUUGUGGCUUGGGAGUUUCCUAACUUUUGCCUCAGGAGCAAGGAUCUUCUGGGCCGCUUUGCCAUGCGGAAACGCCACCUACAGCUGGCUGGGUUUAUAGUGGUGGAGGUGCCGUACUUUGAAUGGCUGGAGCUGAAGUCAGACUGGCAGAAAGUGGCUUACUUGAAAGACAAAUUAGGGAAGGCAGUGGCUGAGGACAUGGCUAAAUGAGCCAUCAAGCCUGUCAAUAACUUUAAAUGCUUUUGACACAGGCUGCUCAUAGACAUCAACAGCCCCAGACAAUAACAUGACUUACAGGUGAGGGAAUGACAGAGAUAUUGAGUACUGCAUAUACAUGCACACAUCAAAGAGAUCGUUGCAGCAUCCUCAAUUCCCAUGAUCCACCCGAACAUCAGAGUGGAAAUCAAAUGCAUCUGGGAGCUGUGAUCAAUCUCUGCAGGAACAGAAAGCAGAGCCUCCAGAAAUCAGCAGAUGCUCGGAAGCAACAGAGUCGUGUAUCUGCUGCCUUCCCAAAAAAAGAAACUCUGAGCCAAAGAGCUAGGCGAGUGUUGUGAAAUGAAAGCAUGAGUGAUCUGAAGGGCAUAAGCAAUGUUCACCACUGGGGAAAACUACUAAAUUAUCAGACCUUGGUGUUAAUCGUCCAUGUCCUCGCAAACAACUGGACGUUCACACUCUCUACUUCCACUUUCAAUAAAUACAUACACCUUGUUUUUGAUGCAGUUGCCUAGACAACACAUGGGGCUUUCCUUGUUGCCAAGGAGACCGUUGUUAGGCUGGAAAUAUUUAAGGCGAAAGGGAUUGAGAGUUCAGUACUUAAAGAUUUCUUUACACUUAGAAAGUACCACUCUGUUGGUGUCAUGUCAUUAUCAUUAUCAAAAAGUAAAAUAACGACUUGCCUCACCUGAUAUCUGUAUAUUUGCAAAUGUGCUUGAUUUAAUAAAAAUAUGUAAAACAAGGUAGUAUGUAAGAAUACAUAUUGGAUUUUAAUAAAUAUUUAUUUUGGAAAGGUCUUCAUUGCAUUCUGGUAUGUUUAGACCUAGUUGCCGACCUGUUAUUUGCUGUCAGGUAAACCUGAAGUACAUACUCUUAUCAGUCUUCAUGGAGAGCAGACGUUCCUGUUGAAAUCUUGAAAUAUUUUGUGCAGAGAAUGGAUUUUCUUCAUUUAAGACUUUCACCUCCAUGUUUGCGAUGUGUGUUAUCAAUAAAAUCGAAUCUUGUAUUUUCA